AUGGUCGGUCGUUUCUUGUUAUUGGCUCUGCUGAUUUCCUCCGUAUUUGGAGGUAAAUGGUACUGUGGCCCGCAGAUUUUCGAGGCAUUGACCAGUGAUUUCAUAGAAGGCCGAAUUUGGAACAUGUGUCCAGAGCAUUACAGUAAGUUUUUAUUUCCUUGAAAAUGAAAAGGCAAUUCGAGCUGCGCCCAGGAAAUAGAAGGAACGCAAGAAUGACAAUUGCGCGCCGUAAAUAGAAGGCAGAGCCUGAUCUAUGCUUAACCUAGCCUCUAUGCACUAUCCUACGAUUAGGCUAUAGGGGAAGUACCUCGUUGAAUAUCUCGGCUUCGCCUUCAAAGCGCAAGCUAAAGCUUUGAGGAAUUGAUACUUAUUCUAUGCCCGAAGUGUGUGUAAAAUCGAAAGAAAACCUGAGCGUUGCACUUGGGAUACUUCCCUUCUAAGUCUAAACAAAGCCGAGCCCAGCCUGCGCCUAACUUUUCAUUGUAUAAAAUGUCCCUUGCAGGUCGCGCAUUUUAUUUCCACAAGACUUCUGAUUUUUUUGGAGUGAUAGCCAAUCUGCGGAACCUUUGCCAAAUCGGGGUUUUUUCACUCUCAGUAAACGUGAAUUUUUUUUCAGCCCUGAUCAAUGAGUGCUGUAGGAUCCACGACAUGUGUUACUCCGAAGGAAAUGGUCAUGCCCAUUGCGACCACACUUUCUUCAAAUGUCUUAAUAUUGUCAAGCAAGAUUGCCCCAGGACUUACGGAUGGAUCGAGCUUUCUGUCCGUCACCUCGGCGAGAUCAUUUACAUUUUUACCAACAUCUUUGGAUAA
Bursaphelenchus xylophilus (pine wood nematode) is the source of this 810-nucleotide messenger RNA. The record is from the annotation of a GenBank genome assembly. NCBI's taxonomy places the organism in Eukaryota, Metazoa, Nematoda, Chromadorea, Rhabditida, Aphelenchoididae.